UAUUGUGUAUUUAGUGUUCGUGCUGUGUGGAGGCAUUAAAAUCAAAUUUUCUGUUAUUCAUGCAGUUCGCUUCUUUGCUUUCUGUUGAGCGAACCGUACCAGCUUCUUACUCCCGAUCAGUUUGAACCUGACAAAGGAGUGUGUGAAUUCAGCACUGAAGAAAAAAAAUUGCAGAAGAGAAAAAAAGAUCAGAUUUAUUUAGUAUUUGAGGCAUACCUGAACUAGCCGAAAGUUUCCUUUGUGUGCGGGUUGAGUGUGUAUUGGUGUGUGCAGGAGAACGCUGUAAAAGGAAGAGAAAGAAUUAAAGUGCUCUGAACUAUACCAACGCCAGACAAAACCAGCGCCGCGAGGAGUGUGGGGGAGCAAAGGAGUUUUAAAAUACGAACGAACUUUAUUCUCCGUCAGCAACAGCAGCAGCUGUCAACUAAAUUUUUGUGGAUAUCAAAAAUUUAUAAUUGCGAGUUCCUGACGUUGGCUUACACAGUAAGCGGAAAAAAGAACCAUCGACUGAAUAUUUAAUUAAAAAUCCAUCCCAACCAGAACAAACGUAAAAAAAUUUACCGGCAGCCAUGGGUAAAGCACAGAGUAAGCGUUCGGUUGACAUAACUACAGACCCGGCAAAGGACGGAGUGGUCACAGAGGGUGCCGGCAAGUUGGAAAAAAUUGAAGACGUUGAUCAGCUCAAACCACAAGUCAAUGGCGAUGCACAACACACUGAGGGCGAAGCGGAGAAAAAGUCCGGAAGCGAGACCACCGAAAACGAGAAGGACACCAACACAGAGAAAGAAAUUAAAGAGGGCGCAGGCGAUGCGGUGGCGACGGUCGCUGCCAGCUCUCCGACCACAGACAAAGCCGCCGAAUCGUCCGAUUCGGAACCGGCCAACAAAACCCUCGAGAACGGCAGCAAUGACGAAACACUAAACGACAGCAAGGCAGCGGCGGAGGACAGCAAUAAAAAGCCGAAAAAGAUAAAAAAGAAAUGGUCCUUCCGAAGUAUCUCGUUCAGCCGGAAGGACAAGCCAAAGCCCACCAAGAAGGAGAAAGAGGGCGAGGAGAAGGUGAACGGCGACUGCGAGAAAGUUCCUGAAGAGCCAACUGAAGAUGCCGCCGCUGCUGCAGUGGCCGCCUCACCGGAAUCGACCACCGAGACGAAAACUGAAGCGGAAGUGGCCUCUGUGAAAGAAGAAACCGUCGAGGAACCCACCAUUGAAGCCGCCGUCGCCUCGCCUGCCCAAGAAACUGCUCCUCCUGCCAAGGCGGAGGCCACCACACCGGCCGCCGAAACAACCCCUGCCGAGCCUGCUCCUGCCGCCACCAAUGGCAAACCGGAAGAGAAGGAAGAGGAGAAACCAGCCGCCGCCGCCACUGCUGCUUCUGAACCGGAACCAGCUCCCGAAGCGCCAGAGAAGGAAGCCGAACCGUCACCACCGCCGGCGGCCGUCGUUGAAUCGGUUGUCGUAGUUGAGGUAAACAAAGCAAACGAAGAUCAGUCGGCUGCUGUGCCGUCAGCAGCGGAGGAGACUCCCGCUGUUGAAACUGAAGCUAAAUCCGAUACUAUUGUUGUUGAGCAAGAGAAACCAGUAACCCUAGAGAGUGACAAACCGGCCGUGGAGGCGGAACCGGCGACAGAGGCUGCUCAGGAAGUGGCUGAAAUCGUUGGUGUCCCCGCUUCCGCUGGUCCGGUUGUUGUCGAAAAUGGUGAUAGCACGCCUCCACCUCCUCUGCCCUCCAUUCCUCCUCCCUCCCAGGUGAUGGUAUUCGCAGAAGCUUCCAUGUCCCAGGGCCUUGCCGAGCCCGAACCCGAUUCCCUCAAUUCGAUCCCACAACCGUCUUCUCUGCCGGAAGGAGAGAUCAAGCAGGAACAAGUUGUUGUGGUAGAAGAACAAAAGACAGAAGAGCAGGUUGUUAGUCCAGUUGAGCCCGUUGUUGUACAGGACCAGCCAGCAGAAUCACAAAUCGCUGCUUCGGAAUCGCCAGCCCCGGUCGAGGAACCAGUUAUUGAAAAGGCGGAACAGAAACCAGUUGAAAGUAUUCCUGCCCCAGUGAGCGAAGGUGAAACUAAAUCUGACGAGAACAUAGAACAACCGGCCCAAUUUAAGGAACCAAUUGAAAAAGUUCCAUCCCCAGUUGAGGCAGUAGUUGUUGCCGCUGCCGUUACAGCCGAGGAAGCUAAACCAAGCGAUGUUGAAGAGAAAAAGCCAGUUGAGGCUAUAGUAGCUCAGGAAGUCGAACAGAAAGCAAUUGAGCAAGAACCAAUUGAAACUGCCCCCACUUCCUCGAACGCUGAACCAGAAACCAAAUCUGAUAUCGUAGAAGAGAAACCUACUGUUGCGGAGGAAACCAAGCCUGUUGAAGCCGCCUCGGUUCCAGUUGUGGCGGAGGAAGAGAAGCCAAGUGAAGCCGCCGUCGUUACAGUUCUGGAGAACGAAAAACCAACUGCUGCUGAUGAAGCCGCCGCUACCGUUGUCGAAGAAGCUAUCGAGAAGAAGACUGUAGAGUGCAUAGAAGCCAUCCCAAAUGCUCCAGUCGAGGUCGCGACCGAACUAAAAGAAGCAAUUUCCGAGGUGGUGGAUCAAAUUCUAGACAAGGCUGUCGACAAGGUAGAAAAUGAAACUGUGGCUAUCGCUGAAGAGCCAAAAAAGGUGGAGCCGGCACCCGAGGUGGUCCAAGCGCAACCGGUUGAGCCAAUCCCAGCUGAAAAAGAAGAACUUGUUACGGAAACAACUGUCCCGGAACCAAGCGUCACACCAGUCGUUACUGAAGAACUGAAAGUUGAGGCACAAGCACAAGAAAAUGUCACCGAACCCGAACCCAUUUCGGAGGCCGAUGAAAUUAGCAACACGAUCGAUGAUCUUCCACCACCACCGCCACCGCCAGCCACCGACGACGAACCGGUGCCAGACUCGCUUCCUUCGCCGCUGCCAACAAUCGCUGCUGCUGCCCCCGAAGAUGCAGCCGAUGAACAGAAUCUCUCGGUCGACAUUUCCUCUCCACUCCCACAGAAUUCUCUGGAUUCGCUUCCAUCACCGCCCACACUGUCCCAAAGCGACGCCAUGAGCUUACCUCCUCCGCCAGAAUCCCCCACCACCACACUGACCUCGAUAGAAACUACCGAACAGUGUCUUCCCGCUGCACCCGUUUCCGAAACAUCCGCUCUUCCCACUCCACCAGAGUCCGCCGCACCAGUCGCUGUCACCGAACAGGAGAAACUUCUGCUGGAUGAUGCACCAGCAUCAGUGGCGGUAGCAGAAGAUAAAUCGGUAGAGGUAGCAAAUGAGGAAACCGUAGCCAAAGUGACGGAAGUGAUCGUUCCCGAACAGACGGUGGAAGUUGAGGAAAUAACACUGUCGGCUGUGUCGGUGCAGGAUGUGUUGUCGGCGGUAGCAGGACUCAGCAAGAAAGAGGAACAGAUCGUUGAACAGAAAGAGCGAGAGGAAGUGUCGGCACCGGCUCAGCCCGCAGAUGCGACCGAGAUCGUCGUCAAAAAGCAGAACGGCACCGUCGAGAAUGGCAGCACUGAGAAUGGAACGACCGAAAACGGAGCGGUUGAGAACGGUCAGAACGGUGUGCACGAGACCUCCGCCACCGAGAGCUUGAACGGAGACGCAGAACACAAGAAGAAGGAGGAGAAAAUUCCAGAGAAGGCAGCUCAGCUUCAGCAGCAACCUCCGCCAGCAGCAGCUGAAGUAACAGCCGAAUAAAUCUAUUGAUUAUUAUUAUUAUUAUUAAUUAAUUAAUUAUAAUCGUAAUAUAAAUACUGAGGGAAAAACUACAAAUAAACAGGAAACAUUUUUUCGAGCUAUUCAAAAUACACACCGAACGCGCGCGCCAGCAUGAGAGACAAACAGAACGCGCGCAAGUCACACACACGAUGGCUUGUCCCAUAGAAAUUCCCAUUAUCUGAAUUUUCUGAGUGAGAAGAUAGAUAAGGAGGUGACAACAGAACAGAAACACAACAUCAUCCACACAACUACACACCACGAAUGCAUCAAGCUUCCCCGCGAAGAAGCAACAAGACAGGAGGAACUUUUUACAUAUUUUUAAAAUUUAAAGUUAUAUUAUAAUUAAUUUUAUAUAAAAAUAUUUAAAAGAACUCCAUUAACACUCUCAAAAAAUAUAUAUUAGAAGGGUUCGAUUGAUUUAGCGCGAGACGAAAAAAACGAAGGCAUGUGUGAGCGGUAAUAGGGGCGGACCAUCUCUGCAUCUGAGUGCAAUCCGUUACCGAUUGCCUUGAGUAAAGGACAGAUUUUUUUUUGCUAUGUUGUUAGGCAGAGGAGGCACCACACGUUUUUAAGUUUAGUAAAAAGUGAAGGAAAGUGAAUCUUGCUGCAAGCGCUAAGUUUACUGAUAAUUAUUACUGAAUGUCCAUAAACUACACAUUGUCCAUUUUUACGAAUUAAAAACGAGAGCAAAUAAAAGAUAUGAUUGAAAAUUAAAAUAAACGAAAAUCAUUUCCAUUAGGGAGAACAGGAAAGUUUGGGAUAUUAUUAAUGUGAAAGUAGCGGCAUAAGAGGAAGCAUGGGAAAGGCCAGACGAGGCAGACAGGAAAGCUUCUCUGGCGCUUUCCCAUCCUUCACUAUUAGUAGGGCGCAAAACCUAUAAAUGUGACUAUUUAUAGUUUAAUUGAUAAUUCAUAAAUUAUCCUAUAAAGCUAAAUUUUUUUCGAAGAAAAAAAUGUAAACGUAAAUGUAAGUUCUUUUCUUUUAUCUUUGUUGUAAAUUCUAUUUCAAAGAAAGGAAGGGUGAAAAAUUAAGGAGAAACAAUACUUUUUUUGCUGGUAGAGAAAGAGAAAGUUUCAUGAAUUUAUCCUCAACGAAUUCAAAAUCAAACCCAUACUUAACCCAAAAUUUCAUAGUGUAUGUCAUAAUACAAGAAGAAAAAGUCAACAAAAAAUAAUUGUAGAUUUUAAUAAAUUUACCAAUAGUAGCAAAACAACACAAAAACACACACACUCAUACCAAUCCCGACGCGGAGCGCAUCGAACAACCGUUUUUGAGGUACAAUUUUAAACGCCCACAAUUUCCAAGCAAACAAUUGCAGUUUUUAGCAUCGAUAACGCCACCUUAUUAUACACACGGAAACGAAACAAUUUUCUACCAAGUAUUUUACAUACACACACACGCGCGCGCAAAGACGAAAAACAAAACUAAAAAUCAAGAGCCCACGGAAUUCGCAACCCAAGAAGACUGCCUGAAAUUUGUCGCGUGAAACGUAGGGAAGAAAUCGUUUCGAGAAAUUAUACAACUUUUGUGCUGUAAAAAAUACCUCCGUCUCGGGAUCAAAUAAAAAACGAAAGCGAACGAUUACAAAUACUGUAUGAGAUGUGUAAUGUCGAUAUGUCAAUUUUAAAGUAAAUACAGAUAAACUAAUGCAUUCAAGUUGUACAGAGUUGGGGAUGCGCUCUUCUGAGAGAAAUUGAACCAAGCAGAAGAGGUGAGGCAGGUUAUGAAGGCAACUUUUAACCGUAACAACAAUGAUUCGCAUUUUACUGAUCAACAGAACAAACAAACAAAAAAACGCAGAAUAACAAACAGUGUGACCGUUGAUCAUCUAAUUAAAUUCAUCAUUCAAAACCACAAAAAUCAAAAUAAACGAAAUAAACUGGAAAAUUAGAAAAUUGAAA
Toxorhynchites rutilus septentrionalis is the source of this 5623-nucleotide messenger RNA. Its product is annotated as A-kinase anchor protein 200-like. The record is from RefSeq and is a predicted model, not a curated record. The transcript has 7 exons. The coding region runs from base 570 to 3701 and encodes 1043 amino acids. Lineage: Eukaryota; Metazoa; Arthropoda; Insecta; Diptera; Culicidae.